AUGGCAUUAGAAAAUAAGGAAGGGAACAGUGACUUGGAUGUUGGUUCGAACGAAUUGAGCGUUGAAGAGACAAUGAAAAAUCAAGACGCACCAACAGAAAUACUAGAGGAAGUCAAAGGACUGGAUGCAAAUCGCUAUGCAACCAAAAAAACCGUUGCCCAGGGCAUGUUGGAUAUAGCGUUACUAACAUCAAACGCCUCUCAAUUGAAGUAUGUUCUCCAAGUCGGGCCACGUCAUGAGUUUUACAUGCUGCUAGUAGUCCUAAUAUCUAUUUCUAUAGUACUACAGGUGGCGAUGGGCUUAGUGCUGCUGUCUCUCAACCUGUUACGUGACUGCUUAUUCCAUAAACCUCAACAUAGGAACUCCGCGCUUAAUAUAAAUUACGCUACAACGGGAACAGCUUUCAUUGUUACCGUGCUUAAUGUUCUCGUUUCUGCCUUUGAUUCUUCACUCGCUAGAUAUCAGGAAUUCACAUAUUUUGAAUAA
Danaus chrysippus (African queen) is the source of this 486-nucleotide messenger RNA. The record is from the annotation of a GenBank genome assembly. NCBI's taxonomy places the organism in Eukaryota, Metazoa, Arthropoda, Insecta, Lepidoptera, Nymphalidae.